Messenger RNA from Neoarius graeffei (lesser salmon catfish), 1905 nucleotides. RefSeq names its product nuclear receptor subfamily 5, group A, member 5 (gene nr5a5). NCBI's taxonomy places the organism in Eukaryota, Metazoa, Chordata, Actinopteri, Siluriformes, Ariidae. Gene Ontology annotation, molecular function: zinc ion binding; RNA polymerase II cis-regulatory region sequence-specific DNA binding; nuclear receptor activity. Gene Ontology annotation, biological process: regulation of transcription by RNA polymerase II; tissue development; hormone-mediated signaling pathway. Bases 125 to 1717 code for a protein of 530 amino acids. The transcript is spliced from 7 exons. The record is from RefSeq and is a predicted model, not a curated record. Gene Ontology annotation, cellular component: RNA polymerase II transcription regulator complex.
CAGGUUUAUUACCCUCAGACUGGAGCAAAGUCCUCAGCAGGCCUCCACACUGCACCAGCUGUUCUGCACUUACUUCAGCCUGUCUCUGUCUUCGUCCCCAGGGAUACCCCCUCUCGCCUCAACCAUGAAUAUUUCAGAUUUUUACCCAGAGACCCCCCAGCCCUCAACCACACACCCUGCUGGAAACGUUCAGGACCUGACAAUGCUGGAGGGACCAUCAACCUCUGGGGAGUUGAAGCCAGACCCUGAUAUUCAGGCAGAGUCAGAGGAAGCUUGUCCUGUGUGUGGUGACCGAGUGUCUGGAUAUCACUAUGGACUACUGACCUGCGAGAGCUGCAAGGGCUUCUUCAAGCGCUCUGUGCAGAAUAAUAAGCACUACACCUGCACAGAGAGGCAGAGCUGCCCCAUGGACCCAGCACAGAGGAAGAGAUGCCCUUACUGCCGAUUUCAGAAGUGCCUGGCUGUGGGCAUGAAGAGAGAAGCUGUGCGGGCAGACCGAAUGAGGGGCGGACGAAACAAAUUCGGACCUCUGUAUCGACGGGACAAGCAACUGAAACAGCAGAGAGGAGGACAUCACCAAGCAAACCCUGGUCCCUACAGGAUCAAACUGGAAGGUCCACAAGCACCGUUACAGCCACAUGAGUUCCACCUCCUGCCUGGUGCUUUCACAGUCCCGCGAGGCCCUGAUCCUUUCCACCAAUCACACGCUAUUCCCCACAACAUCAGCCAACCAGAGCUUAUGGUUCUAAAUUGCACAUUAAGUAGAGACAGGGCAUUGACUGCCCCCUCGCUCCCCUGUGCUGGACUCUACCAUGGUUUCCCUCAGGAUAAAAGAGAGAUGCCUUUCAGCUAUGGCCCUACUACAUUGUGCACCAUUUCCACACCCAUGCUGACUCCCAGCUCCACCCACACACCGACGUCAACUCCUACACCAGACCCAACACCGUCUCCGUCCCUGACCCCAACCCUGAUGUCUGACCCAACCUCGUCCAACACAAGCUUCCUGAGUGAGCUGCUGCAGGGAGAGCUGGAGGAGUCACAGGUCUGUUCACGAGUGGUGGCCAGCCUGCGGAGAGAGCAGGCCAACCGAGGGAAACACGACCGCCUCAACACCUUCAGCAUCAUGUGCAAAAUGACUGACCAGACUCUGUUUGGACUGGUGGAGUGGGCGCGCAAUUGUGCACUGUUUAAAGAACUCAAGGUGGAGGAUCAGAUGGCGCUGCUGCAGAGCUGCUGGAGUGAGCUGCUGGUUCUGGAUCAUUUGUACCGCCAGGUGGCUUACGGGAGAGACGGGAGCAUCUACCUGGUCACAGGGCAACAGAUUGCGGUGUCGACUGUGCUCUCGCAGGCGGGGGCAACGCUGAGCAGUCUGGUGUCCAGGGCACAAGAUUUGGUGUCCAAGCUCAGGGCUCUUUGUCUGGACAGACAAGAGUUUGUGUGUCUCAAGUAUCUUGUGCUCUUCAACCCAGAUGUGAAGUUGGUGCAGGACCGCAGGCAGGUGGAGCGCACUCAGGAGCGAGUGAACAGGGCUCUGAUGGAUCACACACUCCACACACACCCAGGCCAGUCGGAUAAAUUCGGCCAGCUUCUGCUCCGGCUGCCUGAAGUGCGCAGCAUCAGCCUGCAGGUGGAGGAAUACCUGUACCAGCGCCACCUGCUGGGGGACCUGCCCUGUAACUCCCUGCUGACCGAGAUGCUGCACGCCAAACACACCUGACACGAAAAUGAAGCGCGUCCUGGAGAAAGAAUUAAAGCAGGGCUCUUUUGCAUUUUGCACUUUCUUCCCCAUCAGUGUUUAUAAGAGUUUACUGUCCCUAACAUCAACAGCUUUGACUCAGGACAAGAAAUAAACCCACACUUUCUUUAACCCUGACAGUAUUGUUAAACACUCCAGUCAAAAUAAAG